Frankliniella occidentalis (western flower thrips) is the source of this 2098-nucleotide messenger RNA. Its product is annotated as roquin-2-like. Gene Ontology annotation, biological process: protein ubiquitination. NCBI's taxonomy places the organism in Eukaryota, Metazoa, Arthropoda, Insecta, Thysanoptera, Thripidae. Gene Ontology annotation, molecular function: ubiquitin protein ligase activity. The transcript is spliced from 4 exons. The record is from RefSeq and is a predicted model, not a curated record. Bases 386 to 1840 code for a protein of 484 amino acids.
UGCAGCGUGUUUUGAUUCACUCAACCGAACACAUAACCUGAAUCUGACGUUCAACUUCGUUUUACUCGAAAUCGUGUUUCCGUGCCACAGAUACCUCCUCUGCUACCGCGUAGUUCUUACUUCGUCGACCCUCAGUGUUAUUCUUUGUGUAGUUGCUUGUGCCGCCUAUGUACGGUUUGAACCGCCUGUGAGUGCUUUGUUGUCACCACGCGAAACAGCCACCCGAGGAAGAGCAACGUUGGAUCAAUCGUUCUACUGAGCUGUUAACAUAAGCAACAGUUGUGCACCCGAAUCAUAGCUCCAGUUCUUCCGUUUUCCGACCUAUUAUACUUGAACGGGACAUACUUUAUUAAUUGUACCCCUCUUCUUUUCUGUCCCAAUUUAGAUGGAACUCCAGUGUGACAUUUGUUUUGCCAAUUUUGACCUGGUGUCCCAUCGACCUAAGUGCUUGCCUUGCGGUCACACCAUCUGUAAAGAGUGCGUCCUAAAUCCUGAUCUGGGGAGGACGUGCCCCACCUGUAGAAAGGACUUUGCGGUGGAACCUGACGACCUCCCCGAUAACAACAUCGUCAUCCGAUUGAUCGAGAACGAUGGCGAACCACCCCGCAAGAGGUCUAGAAAAGAAGAUCCAGAGGUGCAGCAGCUGCAGCGGGGCGUGGACGCGGGCAGGAAGGUGGUGGAGGCGCUGCGGCUGGCGGUCCCCAAGGCCAUGGAGGCCGUGGAGGCGCUGAACCGCCAGCUCGACACGUCAGCCGCCCAGCUGCUCCAACUGGAGCAGGCCCUGGAGCAGCAGGUGCAGCGGAAGGCAGGCGGCGAUGAGUGCCCCACGCCGGAGCAGCUGCAGGUGGCGGUGCAGAUGGAGGACAGCCUCAGCGUACUCACCUCGAACGAGUGCAGCAUCGUCACAGAGGAGGGCGACGGCUCCACCAGGAAGGCUGCUGUUCAGCUCAGCGACGGCUUCGGCGACGUCUUGCGGCUUUUGUUGCUGCAGCUGCAAAGAGAUGGCAAGCUAAUAAAGGCUGACGUCGUUGCUGUCCCUGUCCCACCUGCGGAGUACGUCGGUCCGCCUAUGUACCCAGCUCUCUCCAUUGUUCCUAAGGAUCUCGACAACGGUCACUUAAAGGUGGAUGACAUCCUGCGAGUCGGACAUAGGUGGACAAAUGUUCGCGCUAUCAGAGGCUUACAGGGCAUGGACUCGGACAAGCUGCUGCGGGUUUUGGCCCCUCACCUGCCGCACCUCGAAGAGCUCCAUAUAAAGGGUGAAGUUGUACCGGGGGUCAUGGAGGUGGUUGAGAAACUCUCUUCUUUGAAACGACUACACGUGCAGUUUGACUACGACUCAGAGUACCCAGACCUGCCGCUUCAGCUCGAGGAGCUAUCCAUAAGGAAUGUAAAUGAUGAUCAGCUGGAACAUGUGAUGAGCAUGCCCAAUCUGCGCAGUCUGUAUGUAAGAUCUUACGAGGGUCCAAGUUUGACCUUCCCCCCCUCUAAGUACGGGAAGCUGCUGUGGCUGCGCGUCGCCUUUGAUUCAACCAACAAGUCAACCAUGAUGUCCCUCGUCCGUGCCUUCGCAUCGUCUCUGCAGACGCUCCAGCUUUACUGUCCUGUCAACGACAAGACGAAAUAUAAUCCAGACUACUACCAUUCAGAUCUGGGUGAGAUUCUGGCGUCGUGCGAUCUGCAGGCCCUCAGGCGGCUCGUCCUUGAACGUCCAUUCAAAGAUAUUCCGUGCUCAGAGAUGGCUGCCUGCUUGCUGCAACAACGGACCAUUCGGAGCUACUUUCCCUCGUCUGUGGAAGUGGUUUGCGGCUCGUGUCAUACACACCCUGUCCUGUCCUAGCGUUGAAGCCUCGGUUGAAGCCACGAUGUAAGCCGAAGCCUCUGUCCUCCCACCACCACCACCACAUCAUGACGGCGGAGACGUCGAGUGGUUUCAAGGAUCGAGAGAGCGAAGCCGGAGCGCGCUCGUUUGCACCCCUAAAUUUGAUAAAUACGGAUACGUAAAAAUGUUUUAUUAAUAAUUUAAAGCGUAUCUGUGGUUAAUGUUACGUUGUCAUUAUCAAACAAAGAUUAUUAAAACUUUCCCGAUUCAUUUCUA